CAGAGUCCCUGUUUUAGAAAGGGCAACGGCAAUGUCGAGCGCGCUUGUACCCGGUGACCGCUCGCUCGUCCGGCUGCUACUCUACACGGUGGUCAACGCUCUCUGGAGCGCAUGCGCGCUUGCUUUUCUCGCGCUAGCGACGAUCUGGACGUGUAUCGAGUCAUGUGGCAUGCACCGCCGGUCGUUGGCCGCGCGAGGGCUGUACCCUGUCCGCGCCGUGACCCAGACCCUCUGGCGCAUUGAAAUAUUCGUCCACGCACUCUACGAUACUAAGGCAGACCUGCGGCUCGUCGCGCUUGACGACGUUACGCCAAGCCACGCGGGCUGGACCUUGGUGUACGUCUUCUGUUGGCGGUCGCUCCAAGUGGGCUUCUACGACUCCGUUGCGGCUUCACUCAUGACCGAGUAUACCGCAAUGUGUGCACGGGCAUCGACAGCGGUACCUUCGUGGGUAAGCAGCCUCCCGCUCCCGCUGACGCUGACACCAGCGCCCCAAGUCGAGCCCGUCUCGGCGUGGUCCAUGGCAGUCAUUUGCAUCUUCUUCUUUUUCGUCAACUGGAUCGCCGUCACCAUCUUCGUGUGGGUCACCAAGCAGACCUACUACGCGAUCUUUGGCGAGCUCGUGAUUGCGCGCGUCGACGGUAGCCAGCACCCGCUUCUCCCAACGACAACGUCACCACCGGCGUCGUUGUACACGGUGCCCCGCGCCAAGGGUGCGCCCGCCCCGUAUCUGCUGCCGUUCACGCGGGCGCCGCCGCUCGGCCCGCCACCCGCGUACGAGCCAACGUUGGCUGCAAAGUCGUCGUCCAGCACCAGUGAGCCGGGCGGCUACCAAUACAAGCUCGUCGAGCGCAACGGCAUACUCGGAUUCCCGGUGCCACUGCCGCCCAUGUCGGCCUCAUCGCCUCCGACCAAGUCGCUGUGGACGCGCCUCUUUACGCAAUCUUCAGCGGUCGAUGCACCCAUGAAUGUGUCGCACGCCGAGGACUUGGUCAAUGUCGACGUUGCAACGCUGGAAGACGCCCCACGCAUCAAGAUUGUGCCGCCGGCCGUCGGUAGCCGCGAGCUCAAGACUCAUCACGUAAUCGAAAGACCACCACCAGCACUCGUCACCCGUUCAAGCUUGGAGCUGCCAGAUCUGGACAACGACGCAAGUGCCCCAGAGACAGAGACGGCAGCGGACGUGGAAGUGGUUGACGAGGAGCCAAUGCAAGGCCGCAUCCUCUUUUCGCAAGUGAUUGCGCCGAGCACCAAUCGCAUCUCGAUUCGCGUCGACGUCCAACUUGACGAUGCCGCGCCGGGCGUCGCACUGCACCUCGGGCUUCCGCUCCCGCAAGGCGAAGUGCGCUGCGCCUACGUCAUUCUUGCUGUCGGCGAGCACUCGAUUGACGUGCUUGUUGCUGAUGCCAGUGCUCAGUCGCUCUGGCUCUGCAAGGCCACCAUCGGUACCCUCGUGCGCAUCUAUGGCGUCGACACGACAUUGCAACUGCCGCUUCCGACCACCGAUCAACCCGCGACGGUCAGCGAUCGCAGCGACGUCGAAGAAGACGAGGACUUUGUCGCUCCGGCUGCCGACGUGGUCGUUGUGCCGCAGCUGCCGCAGCAGGCGGGCUGGGUCUCGCCGACGACCUAUGCGCCAGCUCACACGUAUGGCGCGAUGACACCGCUCGGCGUGGCCUCGGCUUCGUUCGUGUCUGACUUUGCCAAUGAUGGCCCCGAGUACGGCGCCUUGUCGCCCACCGCAGCGAUGACGAAUACAGAAGCCUUUACGCUGCCGCAAGUGACGCGUGCCUUGCCGAUGGACCCGACAUCGAUCCAAGACCGCGUGCACUUUACUGCGUACGCGCCCCCAACCGUCGUCUGCGGCACAACAUUUACCUUUUCGAUCUGGGCGUUUCUGGUGCAUCAGCAAAGCGAGAUGCACGAAGAGGCGACGGCCGAGGGUGACGCGGCGCAGCUCUCGCGCGACGUCUUGCUGCGCGUGCGCCGCGGUGCGUUGGUGCAUGUCACGCUGACAACUCCCGACGGUUUCGUGCUCUGUGACGAGCCAACGCAGGUGCUGGCGUGGCACGGCGACGUGACGCGCGUCGCGUUUCGGAUCGAGUGCGGCGCGUUCGUCGACGUCGGUCAAGUCAUGUUCUCUGCGUCCAUUGUCGUUGGCGCUGAGGUGCUGCGUCUUCGGUCCUAUGUCUUUGUAUCCGCGUCAGCACUGCCAUCAUCUGCCCUCGACACGGCAACCGAGGUCGCGUUCGACCUCGAGCGACUGCCGCAGACGUACGAAGAGAUCGCGUACGACGAGCUCGAGAUGAGGAACCUUGUGGGUCGAGGCAACUUUGGCGAUGCGUACCGCGCUCGGUACCGCGGCCAGGACGUCGUGGUCAAGACGCUCCGGCCGAGCGAGUUUGGCGACAACCAAGACCAGAUCGUGCAAGAGUUUCGGCACGAAGCCGCGGUGCUGUCGCUCUUUGGGCACCAUCCCAACAUUGUGCCGUUUGUGGGUGCGUGCACAGACCUCUCGCAGCCGCUGAGUCUCGUGACCGAGUACUUUCCGUUCGGGAGUCUUGAAGACCAGAGCCGAGAGCACACGCUCUCGACCGAGCAAAAGACGCGGCUUCUCUACGACGCUGCCAACGGCUUUCUCAACAUCCACGAGGGCGGCUUCAUCCACCGCGACAUUGCUGCUCGGAAUUGCUUGGUGGACGAUGGACUUCGCGCCAAGGUAUGCGAUUUCGGCCUGUGUCGGCGCGUGCGUUCGUUUGGCGGAUCGCACUUUCCCGAAGGCAUGGUGCCGCUCAAGUACAUGGCGCCCGAGUCGCUCACGCCACCCCACGCGUUUUCGUACCAGUCGGACGCGUACUCGUUUGGUGUCUUGGUCUGGGAGACGUAUAUGGAGACGCCGCCGUACGCCAACGUGCCGAGCCACUUGGCGGCGGCACGGAUACUCGAAGGUGCGCGGCUGGACGUGGACGCAGCUUCCAUCCCCGAGGUCCACCGCGCGUUCCUCACCACGUGCUUCCAGCAGGACCCGUCGAAGCGCCCGAGCAUGACCGACAUUGUCCGUCACUUUGCAUCGACAUCAAACUGAAACGAGUGCGAUAAUAAUCUUGUCUACUAGUACUUCGUAUUAAAGUAGUGCAUCCGGUGGGCAAUAUAUCGAGC
Saprolegnia diclina VS20 is the source of this 3159-nucleotide messenger RNA. Its product is annotated as serine/threonine protein kinase. Gene Ontology annotation, biological process: protein phosphorylation. Bases 32 to 3085 code for a protein of 1017 amino acids. Lineage: Eukaryota; Oomycota; Saprolegniomycetes; Saprolegniales; Saprolegniaceae. The transcript is spliced from 3 exons. Gene Ontology annotation, molecular function: ATP binding; protein tyrosine kinase activity. The record is from RefSeq and is a predicted model, not a curated record.